CACGUGACUCUUCUGGAGCCACAGAGCAGCUCGCGCUCCCACCGCAUGCGUGCAUUUCUCUAACGGAGUCUCCAGCUUCAGUCCGAUCAUUUGUUGCUGCUCAGCUAUUAACCCGGUCCUGUUUUCUUUUUUAUCUCCUAUUUUUGACUCAACGCGUUUGCUUUUCCAUUACGGAUUUUGUCCCCCCGCGACCUCCCCCUCUUCCGUCGCUGUGAGAGUGAGUGGAGUCGAAAUGCAGUGGUGACAGAUGCGGAGAAGAAGGUUGCAUUAUUUUUCCACGCUUACACCCUGAGCACACUUUCAUCAGGGUGGUCUUCUGCAUAUGGACCACUGGCACACUGCAUUCUGGCACCGCGGAGUGUACUACUGACAGCAUGCACGCGCUUGGCUGACUGCAUCUGAACCUGUUUGAGACUGUUUGAGUGCUGAACUUGUUGCUGUAGAGCGCAGAACAACAUUUGGGAUACUUUUCUGCAAUUUUUGUUCGUUCUUUUUUUUUAGUUACAGAAAAACAGCAGUCAAUCAAGGAGUACAGGAGUACAUGUCAAGUGCAUGCGCUGUUUUCUUCUUUUGAGCUCGAGCGUAUUUGUAUCGAGGUAAGACUGUUUCCUAUUUACAAGCACUCCAGAUAAAGUGCAAAUGCGUGCAGUUUACUGCACUGCUCACUGAAAAGUGAAAGGGAUUCGCUUUGCGCGCAAACACGCAACUCUCUGGCCUUUAAAGCUGGUCGACUUCUCUCCUUCAGUCUGCUUAUAGAAUUUGCGAGACGCGUAUAGUUUGCGUCUGAUCUACAGAUGUCCGUUUACUCUGUCGUGCAUCUCUGAGCGGGAAACUGAGCGUCGAGUCAACCCAAGUUGGACGAGCUUGCGCUACAGCUUGCGAGGUCAGCAUGGCGGCCGGAGUGGCAGCAUGGAUACCCUUCGCGCGUGCCGCGGCUAUAGGAUGGAUGCCGGUAGCGAGCGCUCCUAUGCCCGCUCCACCACGGGACAAGAGGCGCGCGCAGGACGGUCUGAUCAUCCUAAACGUGAGCGGCAGUAAGUUUCAGACGUGGCGGAACACGUUGGAGCGCUACCCGGACACACUUCUGGGCAGCACGGAGCGCGACUUCUUUUACCACGAGGAGACCAAUGAAUACUUCUUCGACCGCGAUCCGGAUAUCUUCCGGCACAUUUUGAAUUUUUACCGCACCGGGAAGCUGCACUACCCGCGCCACGAGUGCAUCUCCGCGUACGAUGAGGAGCUAGCCUUCUUCGGGAUCAUCCCCGAGAUUAUUGGAGACUGUUGCUAUGAAGAGUAUAAAGACCGACGGAGAGAGAACGCCGAGCGGAUUCAAGACGACGAGGACACCGAUAACAACAAAGACCUCGUGCCGCCGGACAUGACGUUCCGCGAAUCCAUGUGGCGCGCGUUUGAGAACCCGCACACCAGCACCAUGGCCUUGGUGUUCUACUAUGUGACAGGUUUCUUCAUCGCUGUGUCGGUCAUGGCCAAUGUGGUGGAGACGGUGCCGUGCGGCACGAUGCCGAACCGCGCCAAGGAAGUAUCCUGCGGUGAACGUUACGCGCUCGCCUUCUUCUGCCUGGACACGGCCUGUGUCAUGAUCUUCACCGUGGAGUACCUGUUGCGCCUGAUCGCCGCACCAAGCAGGUACAAGUUUGUCAAGAGCGUAAUGAGCAUCAUCGACGUGGUGGCUAUCAUGCCUUACUACAUCGGCCUGGUCAUGACGGACAACGAGGACGUGAGCGGCGCCUUCGUCACCCUCAGGGUCUUCCGAGUGUUUCGGAUUUUCAAGUUCUCGCGCCAUUCGGCCGGCCUGCGCAUUUUGGGUUACACACUGAAGAGCUGCGCCUCUGAGCUGGGAUUCCUCCUGUUCUCCCUCACCAUGGCCAUCAUUAUCUUCGCCACCGUUAUGUUCUACGCGGAGAAAGGUUCCAACUCGAGCAAGUUCACCAGCAUCCCAGCGGCCUUCUGGUACACCAUCGUCACCAUGACCACUCUGGGGUAUGGUGACAUGGUCCCGAAGACAAUUAUGGGCAAGAUUUUUGGCUCCGUCUGCUCCCUCAGUGGCGUGUUAGUGAUCGCUCUGCCCGUGCCCGUCAUCGUGUCUAACUUCAGCCGCAUCUACCAUCAGAGUCAGCGUGCAGAGAAACGCCGUGCCCAAAAGAAAACCAGGCUUGCUAGAAUUCGCGCCACGAAGAGCUGGGGUGCUAACGCUUAUUUGCAGUACAAACGCAAUGGGCUGCUGGUCAACGACGAGGAGGAGGCUUCAAAGGAGGCAGGGAAGGCGCUGGUUUGCAAGACUAAUCCUACGUUUGAGAUUCAGCAUCACCACCUCCUACACUGUCUGGAAAAGACUACGAAUCACGAGUUUGUGGAUGAGAAUACAUACGAGACGAGUUGCAUGGAGGUGUCCAUGGUGAAGCCGUCCACCUCACGCUCCUCUUCGCUCUCCUCCUCUCCUCAUGGCCUGACCUGUUGCUCCCGCCGCAACAAGCGCAAGAGCUUCAACGUGCCCAACUCCAACAUGGUUGCCAAUCGCCGCGGCAGCGUGCAGGAGCUCAGCACCAUCCAGAUCAGAGAGAGGCCGAUCAGUAACAACCGUUCCAGUCUGAACGCGAAGUUCGAGGAGACGGUGCUGUUGAACUCGGAGCAGCAUCCCUACAUCACGGCGGCGGUCAUCAGCAUGCCAACUCCGCCCGUCACCACACCAGAGGGCGGGGACUUGGCCAGAUCUCCUGACUUCUUGCAGAGCAACAUUGUCCGCGUAUCAGCUCUAUAGACCUACAUUAAGAGCAAUCAGCCCGGUCGUUUAUUUUUUCCCUCUUUCAUUCAGCAAGCGGAUGCUGGAGGACAAGGGGAUUGAAGAGAUAGAGAGCAUCCUCUGGUGGAUAGGAGGACGCACUGCAGAGUCCAGGGCCACAAUCAGAACCCUUUAUUUCAGCCCCUCUUCUUUGCGCUUGGACACGAGAGCCGUCUGGGCUUGUAAUGCUGAGCACUGGGGCUAACCAGUGUUUUACCCGCAGAGAGGGACCAUAAAUAAUGACCAUAAUUUCCAUGCUUGUUACAAUUUUUGAAGUAUUGUGUGUCUUUACAUUUGUCGUCUUAAACUUGGUAGUGCACAGAAUUAGGUGAAGUGGAGGAUGCAACAGAAAUUCGGUGCAUAUUUGGGUAUUUUUCGGGUGUUCAUUAGGUAUUGGGUGUCUUUCUGGGGACCUAGUUUUACUCGAGGCUAUUUACCGUGCUUCUAGAGCAAUCUACUAAAACAGAGCUCCUUUUGAUAUUUGACACUACAAGAAAAAUCGAGGUUUUUAAGGUUGUGCGUGUGAUUGUGCGAUUGUGCGUGUGGGUGCAUUUAAGGCUAACCUUUUUUGCAUGUUCUGCAUUCGUGUGUCUGUGUCCUUUCGUUUGUUUGGCAUGAGCAAUAAGGGUUUUUUUUGUCUGUAUAUUUUAUUUCUGAACACGUCACUACCUUUUUAAGCAUCUAAAAUGAUCAAAAGUCAAUUCUGUGCACAUGCAGACUGAACGUGACUUUUUCACUCACUGUAAUAAUUUAGCCCUCUCUUAAGACCUGGCCUAAAAGGGUUUAAUGGAUCAUAUAUUUAAAAAAUGAAGAAGAAGAAGAAGAAGAAGGAGAAGAAGAAGAAGAAGUGGGGGAACAGCAGUGUGUCUCAUACAUUAUGAGAAUCUCCAGACAGUAAAAUGCUUCUUUGAUAUCACACGUGAUAUUCCCUCAUCCCUUUGUAGAAAAUAUUUAUUUUAUUCUUAACGUCAAGUUCUGAAUGUAAUUUAAAUGUUUUUUUUUCUUUCAGUGUCCCAAGACUGUGCAUGAUGUUUUAAAGAAUAUGGGAUAUGGACCAACAAGGCCACCGUACCCCAAUGUGUUUUUAUGUUGGAGAGUUUGUCUUUCCGUUCCUCUCAAUGUACGUCUGAAUGAACCAUCUGAGCAGCAAAUUCCACCUCCAUCUGAACCCAGUACUAAUUCAACAAGACAUAGCCAUAACACAAGCCCUGAAUAAAAUACAUGUGGUGACAAAUUCAUGCCCAAUAAUAGGACGGCGUCCUACAUCGUGAGCUUCUCACCAGAUUAUUUUAUCAGUGCUAUAAUCAUACCACUCCCACACACUGUCGAAUAUCAAAGGGAAAGUAUGAAUAAUGGCUUCUCUGAGUCAGAGAGAUGUAUUAGUCAUCACCACGCACCGUCUCUGUCUCGAAUUAGCAAGAAAUUUGCAUAUAAUUUGAAAAGAUUAUUUUAUUCUUGCACUUUUCACUAAGGCCAGAGUGUUUUCUUGUGCAGAGGAGUCUAUUAAAAUAGCCUAAACCGUACAAAUACACACAUCAGCACUCACUUCCAUUAUUGCUUGACCAUGUGACUUAUGCAACAAGGUUCUUUUUGUAAAGAUACACUUUGUAUUAAAGGGGAUAUCGACUGGGGGUAUAGAAUCACAAAAAUACAUAUUUUUAAAAAUCAGAUGGUGUCGAUUAUAAAUUGUAAAUGUUAUUUCAGUUGUACAAAAGAGAAUUUAAAAAAAGAAAAAAAAAAAGAACUACGAGAGACUUGCUAGUGCACCUGUGUUGUAAAUUUGUUCUUUGGUGUAGUAAAUAUAUAUUUAUCUGAGUUCCUUGUUUUAUCGUAUUCUUCCAAGAAGGCUCACUUCCUUGAGUUACAGGAUGAUGGACUGUAUAGCUGUAUCAUUUGUUUUUCCUUUUCAAUUUGGAAGUGGAGGACAAACGCGGUGCAUGUGGUCAAGGAAGACGUGAUCAUGGAGAUAGCCAUGGUGUUCAUUUCAAACUCCAGGGAACUUUGUUUUUAAUACCAAUAAGACAUUUACGUCCUGUUUGUGAAAUAACACGAAUCAACAGAAAUUUCCCAAAUGGUGAUGGCUUUGAAUUCAUUUAUAUUUGUUCCCGCUUGUGUUAUAGACAAUAUAAUAUAUUGAAAAGCUAUUUAAAAAAAUGUUUAAAAAAACAAAAACAAACAAAAAAACAACAACAAUGCAAUUGUUUAGUCCGGUGCAGUGUCUAAGAAUAAAUAGAAAUAAAUCUUUGUUCCAUUAAAAGACAGAUAACAAAAGGCUGUUUUGUGUUAUUUUUGUCACAUAUUGAUUCAAUAUUGGUCCAUCC
Messenger RNA from Ictalurus punctatus (channel catfish), 5121 nucleotides. RefSeq names its product potassium voltage-gated channel, Shal-related subfamily, member 2 (gene kcnd2). The coding region runs from base 890 to 2779 and encodes 629 amino acids. Gene Ontology annotation, molecular function: protein binding; A-type (transient outward) potassium channel activity. The transcript is spliced from 6 exons. Lineage: Eukaryota; Metazoa; Chordata; Actinopteri; Siluriformes; Ictaluridae. The record is from RefSeq and is a predicted model, not a curated record. Gene Ontology annotation, biological process: potassium ion transmembrane transport; protein homooligomerization. Gene Ontology annotation, cellular component: membrane; voltage-gated potassium channel complex.